Molecule: messenger RNA, 2247 nt
Organism: Gamsiella multidivaricata
Lineage: Eukaryota; Fungi; Mortierellomycota; Mortierellomycetes; Mortierellales; Mortierellaceae
Exons: 9
Coding region: 49-2199 (716 amino acids)
Biological process (GO): mRNA splicing, via spliceosome; spliceosomal complex assembly
Cellular component (GO): U2-type catalytic step 2 spliceosome; Prp19 complex; precatalytic spliceosome
Molecular function (GO): protein binding
Source: RefSeq, a predicted model, not a curated record
UCCAUCUACUCCUCUCGCGGGCCCCUGUUGCUCAUAAUCAUAGUCAGCAUGGAAAAGAGAUCAACUCAACCACCCAAGAUCAAGAACAAGAAUGCCGCGCCGGUGCAGAUCUCGGCCGAGCAGAUUCUGCGCGAGGCCAAGGAGAGACAGGAGGUCGCUAUCAAUGUCCCAAAGCAGAAAAUCCAUGAUCAUGAGGAACUCAUGGAGUACAGGGGAAGGAAGCGCAAGGAGUUUGAGGAUCGUAUCCAGCGGAGUCGACUUCAUAUUGGAGAGUGGCUCAAGUAUGCUACAUGGGAGGAGAGUCAGGAUGAGCUGCAAAGAGCUCGUUCAGUGUACGAGCGUGCAUUGCAGGUGGAUAGCCAGAACUCGACAUUGUACCUGAAAUACGUCGAGAUGGAAAUGAAGCACAAAAACAUUGCUCUGGCGCGUAAUCUCUUUGACAGGAUAGUCACUAUCUUGCCGCGUCGAGAUCAGUUCUGGCUGAAAUACACCUAUAUGGAGGAGAUGUUGGAAGAAGUCGCUCGCGCCCGUCAGAUUUUUGAGCGCUGGAUGCAGUGGGAACCAGAGGAGGAAGCAUGGAUGGCAUAUGUCAAGUUUGAAAAGCGGUACAAGGAGCUGGACCGCGCACGAGCUGUCUACGAACGAUUCGUUCAUAUCCAUCCGGACCCCAAGAACUGGAUCAAAUGGGCCGAAUUCGAGGAACGGGAAGGCUCAACUGAGAAGGCGCGAGAUAUCUUUACGAGAGCCAUUGAGGUUAUGGGUGAAGAACUGAUGGAGCAGCGUCUGUUUAUUGCGUUUGCGAAAUUCGAGACUAGGCAAAAGGAGACUGAAAGGGCACGCGUCAUUUACAAGUAUGCACUGGAUCGCAUCUCUCGCUCUAAAUCUCAGGCGCUCUACAAUCAAUAUGUGCAAUUCGAGAAGCAGUAUGGUGAUAAGGACGGGAUCGAGGAUGUUGUUGUUGGCAAGCGACGGCUUCAGUAUGAGGCAGAUUUGGCAAUUAAUCUGAAGAACUACGACACUUGGUUCGACUAUGGAAAGCUGGAGGAGAGCACAGGCGACGUGGAUCGGGUUCGGGAGGUAUAUGAGCGAGCUAUCGCGCAAAUACCGCCAGCACAGGAGAAGCGUCUUUGGAGACGAUACAUCUAUCUCUGGAUCAAAUACGCCUUGUUCGAGGAACUGGAAACAAAAGAUUAUGAACGCACGAGACAGGUCUAUAAGAGCUGCCUUCAGCUUAUUCCUCACAAGGUGUUUACGUUUGCCAAGAUCUGGCUGCUCUACGCCAAGUUUGAGAUUCGACAGCUGGACCUUGCAGCAGCGCGCAAAACCUUGGGAAUGGCUUUGGGCAUGUGCCCCAAGGACAGGCUGUUCAAAGGAUAUAUCGAAUUGGAGUUGGAGCUACGUGACAUCUCGAGAGCGAGGGCACUGUAUGCGAAAUACUUGGAAUGGUCGCCAUCGAACUGUGCCGCAUGGAUCAAAUUUGCAGAGCUCGAAAGCGAACUGCAGGAUACAGAGCGUGCGAGAGCCAUCUUUGAUCUUGCAAUUGCUCAGCCAGAAUUGGACAUGCCCGAGAUCCUUUGGAAGGCUUGUAUUGAUUUUGAGGUGGGCGAGGAAGAAUGGGGCAAUGCACGAUCGUUAUACAGGCAAUUGUUGGAGAGGACAGCUCAUGUCAAGGUCUGGAUCAGUUGGGCUCAUUUUGAGGCGAGUGUUCCUGAAGAGGGUCAGGCUGCCGUGGCUCGGGAGGUGUUCAAGAAGGGUUGCCAGAAAAUGAAGGAGCAAGGAUUGAAGGAAGAACGUGUGAUCCUGUUGGAGGCAUGGAAGGAGUUUGAGCAGGCACAAGGAACAGCAGAGACACUCCAGACUGUGCAGGACCUUAUGCCGAAGAUGGUCAAGAAGCGCCGACAGAUUGAGACUGCAGACGGGGCAAUGGCAGGAUCGUCACAAUGGGAGGAGUACUACGAUUAUAUCUUCCCAGACGAUCAGGCGGAGAAGCCCAACUUCAAGCUGCUCAGCAAGGCACACGAGUGGAAAGCAAGGAUGGAAAGGGAAAAGGCCGAGAGAGCGGCGGCGGCAGCGGCAGCAGCAGAAGCAGCAGAAACAGCAGCAACAGCGCAGGCAGCAGAAGGAUCUGCAGAAGAGGCCGAUGGUGCAGGCCCUGGCUCUUCUCCGGAAGCACAAGAGUCUGGCAAUUCGUCUGCAUAAUAAACAAAGCAGUCAUUUUGCCGCUAUUUCAUCUAUGAUUGUUUGUGG